GCUUAUUUACGGUCAGACUGACGGCUGUGCUGUGAAAUAACGUGAUAGGAGAGCAGAGAAGGAGGAUAUUUCUGACCACAUAAUAACAACGUUCAGGCCGGGAGGAAACAAGCGUCUCACCUGAUAUGGAAUACGAGAUUGUGCAGAAGGAAACAGCUUCUUCUCUUCUGCCUUCUUGUCAGUUUUUUCGCUGAAGAAAUCAACUUGAAAAUACCAAGAGAUUUUUCGGGUGAUUGUCAUUCUGGCCCCCUGCUGACUCAGCACGUAGAACACUGAGGAGAUUUGGGAUUUGUGGGGGCAAACAAGGAAACUAGAAAGACAGACUGAGAGGAAAAUGAUUGGCAGCUAUGGCCAGUGAGGAAUUCUAAGUGUUUUUCUGGCCAUUAUUUUGGUUCUGAGACACAUCUGCUGGUUCUGUUGCUGUCUGGGUGCAAAUUAAUCCACUUCAGCUGAAGUAUAAUACUCAGAGGUUAAACUUUGGGACAAUUUCAUAGCAUGUUUGUUUCCAUUUCGAGCUGUCCUGUACUGUAGAAUCAAUCAGACAUACUCGACUAAACGUCAGCACCAGGUUCAGUCAUGCAGCCCCGGUCGGUGACCUUUGACCUCCCCAUACUGCUGGCUGUGCUCCUGUUGUUGUGGGGGCCCCUGGAGUCCAGGGGCCAGAAUGACACGGAGCCCAUCAUCCUGGAGGGGAAGUGUUUGGUGGUGUGUGACUCCACUCCGUCGUCGGAGCCGGCGGGGAACGCUCUGGGCAUGUCGGUGCGCUCCGGCUCCGGCCGGGUGGCGUUCUCCGCCAGCCGCCAGACCAACCACGAGCCCACCGACAUGAGCAACCGCACCAUGAUCAUCUACUUUGAUAAUAUUUUGGUGAACGUUGGAACUCAUUUUGACCAAGAGAGCAGCGUCUUCCUGGCUCCGAGGAGAGGCGUGUACAGCUUCAACUUCCACGUUGUAAAGGCCUACAACAGACAAACUAUCCAGGUCAGCUUGAUGCUGAACGGCUGGCCGAUGAUCUCAGCCUUCGCCGGCGACCAGGACGUGACCAGGGAAGCCGCCACCAACGCCGGCCUGGUGAUCAUGGAGAAGGGGGACAAGGCCUACCUCAGACUGGAGAGAGGCAACCUGAUGGGGGGCUGGAAGUACUCCACCUUCUCCGGCUUCCUGGUCUUCCCCCUGUGAGGGAGGAAGGAGGUGCUGGAGGUGUUGGAGGAGAAUUGGAUAGGGCAGAAGUGAUAAUGAGGUGGAGAAGGGGAAUGAAAGGUGGUUCAAGGCUUCAAUCUGUAACUCUUCACACAGCGCAUGAAAGGGUGUGUUUUAUGCAAAAAAUGAGAUGAAGAUUGUGCAAAUUAGGUAAUAAUUCUCACUUGAGACCAAAAGAAAGAGGAGAGAAAAAAGGGGCAUAAAUAGGGAUUUAUAUAUGUGGAUUUAAUUUGCUCUGUUUCCGUGAAUAAAUAUGUUUGUAUACUUUAAUCGUGACGAAAUUAUGAAGUAGCCAUGUGCAAUGUGGGCUUCUGUGCUAACAUGAUUUAUUCAUUAUUCAUUCAACGUGUUAAAAAAACCCCAUUGCUGUGCUCCGCAUGGCAUCCUGUCUAACAAACUUGACAAACUUUGCCCUUUACUCUGCUCCGUCAUACGACUGAUGCUCCUCUACAAGCCUGCAACAAAUGUUUAUUUACACAGAAAUUUCUAUCGAGGAGAUAUAUUAAAAAUAAAGUCAUAUAAAGUUG
Centropristis striata (black sea bass) is the source of this 1727-nucleotide messenger RNA. RefSeq names its product cerebellin 12 (gene cbln12). NCBI's taxonomy places the organism in Eukaryota, Metazoa, Chordata, Actinopteri, Perciformes, Serranidae. The transcript has 4 exons. The record is from RefSeq and is a predicted model, not a curated record. Gene Ontology annotation, molecular function: protein binding. Gene Ontology annotation, cellular component: glutamatergic synapse; synaptic cleft. The coding region runs from base 577 to 1179 and encodes 200 amino acids.